Molecule: messenger RNA, 421 nt
Organism: Zeugodacus cucurbitae (melon fly)
Lineage: Eukaryota; Metazoa; Arthropoda; Insecta; Diptera; Tephritidae
Gene: Acbp6
Product: acyl-CoA-binding protein
Exons: 2
Coding region: 153-401 (82 amino acids)
Biological process (GO): fatty acid metabolic process
Molecular function (GO): long-chain fatty acyl-CoA binding
Source: RefSeq, a predicted model, not a curated record
AGUGCAUUGAUUAAGAAAAUAAAAAGUGGUGAUUACUCGCACAAAAUUUGCAAUAUUAUAUAUUGAAUAUUUUUAUAUAAAUAUGAGCAAUAUUGAGGGUGCUACUCACUGCUUAACUGUUUUUAGUCAAGUAACCGUAAAUUUCUAGCAACAUGGUCACCUUUGAGGAAAUCAUCGAGAAAGCACGCAACUUCUCCAAGAAACCCACACAGGAAGAGUUCUCGGAGUUCUACGGCUAUUAUAAGCAGGCUACAGUUGGAGAUUGCAACACCGAUGAGCCAGAGGACCCCGUUCGUAAAGCCUUGUGGAAUUCUUGGAAGGAGAAGGCCGGUUUGUCCGUCGAAGAUGCCAAAGCUCACUAUAUAGAAGUGUACAAGAAAUACGCACCCAAAUACCAAUAAAUUAAUAUUUUAUACUUGAA